AUGUUUUACGUCUUGCAGUCCUCCCAUCUUCCCCGCACCUCAGUCCAGGGUGCAGUGGAGGCUGCCAUCGCAGCUGGCUAUCGCCAUAUAGACACUGCUCACAACUACAACAACGAGGCUGAUAUUGGCAAGGCUCUGCUCUCCAAGACAGAGCAGGGCAUCAUCAGGCGCCAGGACAUGUUCAUCGUCAGUAAGCUGUGGUGUACCUUCCAUGCCCCAGAGGACAUCCCUUUGUGUCUAAAUAAGACCCUGAACGAUCUCCAGCUGGACUACCUGGAUCUUUACCUUGUUCAUUUCCCUGUUGGCUUUAAGAAAAUGGGUGAUGAGCUUUUCCCAAGAAAGGAUGGAAAGAUCAUGACCUCUGACAUAGACUACGUAGAUGUAUGGAGG
Molecule: messenger RNA, 390 nt
Organism: Plectropomus leopardus (leopard coralgrouper)
Lineage: Eukaryota; Metazoa; Chordata; Actinopteri; Perciformes; Serranidae
Source: RefSeq, a predicted model, not a curated record